AAGAAAGGUAGCUGGCAAACGCCGAAUAAUUUGGCUGAUAUGGAUACAGAUAAAUGGGGAGUAUUUAGUUACACUAACAAAUUUAGUUAGAGAAGGAAGAAGGAAGAAAAGAGGAUGGAGAAAGAUACAAGAGUGACUUCCCCUUUCAGUCAGACAUCUUCGAUUACUUCCCUUGCCACAAAAGAACUAGAAACGUUAUCAACAGUGUCUGGAGCAAUGCUGUCCCAGAGCAGCAGAUCUAGCAGUGACCUUGCAACAUUGAGACCUUUGAGUCUAAGGGAGGUCUGGGAGAUCUACAUCAAAGCCGUAAAAAGUCAGGACCAGUCUGCUGAUAAUGUUGAAAAACAGUCCUACCUGCUGAAUGUUCUUGUAAAGAUGUGUGCAGCUGAGAUGAAAAAAGGACCACUACCAAAUUUCAGUGACAUGAAGAGUGUAUGUAGCCAGCUAUGUAAAGAGUUCAUGAGUGACAUUCUACAUAUUACCAGUAGAUCAGAAGAUGAUGACGUAACACAGCUACAGAAAUAUCUCCUGGAAGGGCGGGGCUGGAUCCUGCUGAAAGUUAUUCACAACAAAGGCAUUCAGACUCUGACAGGAUACAGAGAUUUUGCCAACCUGCUUGUAUCACUGUUACCAUGGUGCUUGAAAUUUCCUCUCAAACCUGUUGAUGGUCAAAAUAUAGAUAUAUCCCAACAUUCCAACAUACCUCCUGUCAGUGUCUGCUUCCAGAAUAUUCUUAAAACAUGCCAAACAAAACGUGGACAAUCACGAAACCAGUCUGUACCGGUGACCAGAAUGUCUGGCUUAAUUCCAAAAGAGCAAACUUCAAAGAAUAGCAGCUCAGCUGGAAAACGUAGAUAUUCCAAGAGAAAAUCAUAUGACAGCAAAGAUACCAGUGUUGACUCGGAAGAGGAAAGUUCCGAAACUAAAGAUGACAGGUCGAAGGGAAAGUUGAGAAAGAAAUACAGGUACUGCACUGUAAGAAGCUAUGGAGAAGGACACACACAGCCAAAAGCUGAUUCGGAAUCAGAUGAUGAUGACAUUGAGAAUUUGAUCAAAGGUAUGAAUAUUUCCAAUGAUAAUGUCAUCUCUGGAUUUGAAUUAUCAGUUCUGAUUUUAGAGCUUUUGCAAGAACUGACUUUAACUGAUCUCGGUGAAACACCGAGUGGUAAAAUGAUCUCGCCAGUGAUAUUGCCAAAUAUGAUACAAUGUCUGGUCAGUCUGGACAGUGAUGUAGGUCAGUUAGAAGAAGAUGACACAAAUUUGAGCAAUGCAAGGAUUGUGAUAAAACGACAUUUAGUUCGGGUUGUCUUGACGUGCAGUGGAAUAACUGCUGCACAACCGAAUGGGAUGAAUAAUCUGAUCUCACACAGAGUGGUAGAGCAGGUGCUCACAUCUGGAAUACACACAGCUUUAUUUCACUCUGAUAAGUCAAGUUCUGACCUCUUGCAAAACACUAGAAAUGAAGUGUGUUUGAUGUCAGAUAUUGUGAUAGGAACACUACUUUGUUUGACUGUUGUAUUUGAAAACUUGCCAUUCAAUUUGAGUUUCAUCAAAACAGCCCUGCAUCUCAUAGAGGAGUUUGACGAUCAUAAGGGAUUUCAAAUGUUGGAACAGUGUAUCCUCUUCAAUGAUUGUAUAAAAAGUUCUUCAUCUGAUUCAGCUAUUGGUCACUGGCUAGAUGAUGAACCAGUCAAAAUCAUUGGAACAUUCCUUAACACAUUGAAAGUUGUAAGAGUAAAUUAUGUGCAUUCCAUGAAAUGUGUGAAAAGAAAACAUGUACAGUGUUCAUAUGCACAGUACUUUGAUCAUCACCAUGAUAUACUAGGGGUAGCAGCAACCAGAGAUGAUCAGGCCAGUCCGUCACAGUCCAGGCGAACACCCGCACAGUCCUCUGUUGCAAGCUUUAGUUCUCAGAGCAGCACACAGGUCAUCUGUCUAGUGUCAUCAUGCACCCAGUUUUUGCUUGACCUUCUGAUAAAGGUCACUGCAAAGGUCACUAGAUUAGAUCUGUUGAAAACCAUCUAUUCAUCAGGCAUCUGUUGUUGUAUGAAGUUAGACAACAUAAUGGCAGCAUUUGUAAUAGGGAUACAGAAGUUUUCUCCGGCAGUUAGAAUGUUUGGUAUAGAUACACUGAACUGCAUUCUGUUAGAGCAUUUCUCGGGUGGGAUUUCAUAUUUCAAGGAAAACAGUCUUAGCCUAUCCUGCUCAUUUUGUGAAAAAGAGACUUUAGUUACCCAGGACAAAAACACCUGUUCAUAUCUUGUAAAGGAGGAAAAUCCUGAAUCAAAAGGCAUGGAUAGUGGAAUAGAUAGCAGUGAUGUGAAUAGAGAGGCAAAAUUCUCUGCCCUUCAAAAACUCUCCAAAUGGAGGGCAAUUUCUCAGUUGAAAGACCUCUUGUAUUCCAAUGAUGAAGCAGUAGCAGUUUCUAUAGCAAAACAUCUGCUAGUAUUAGCAAUUAAGGGGAACCCAUAUCUGAAAGCUGAACUUUUCUUCAGUGUGUACAGUCAUGCUUUAGAGUCUGUGAGGAAGGAUUCAGGAACGGCAGGUAAAAAGCUCUCAAAGUCUGUACAGGUUCAUUGUUUAUCUGCGUUACCAUACCUACUGCAGGCAAAUUGUGUAACCAAAGUGUUCUUGUCAAGGAAAGGUGUCCGCAAACUUUGUGAACUUCUUGAGGAUGAGACACUGAGGGCGCCUGUUUUGAGGAUAUUUGAAGCAUUAGUUGUUCUUGAUAGCCACAAAUUGACUGGUCACAGCCACUCUGGGGAAGAGGAAUGUCCAUGUCCAUACAGCGGGGGCAAAGUUAUAGAUACCUUUAUUUCUGAACUAUCAAAGCGGUCUUUCAGUAACAAUGAAAUGUACCAAGAUGAGUCAGCAACAGGAUGCAAGGGUCGUAUAAGGCGUGAUAGUGUAGUCAUAUCGAAAUUUUCCCUGCCAGUCCUCGUUGACUUAUGGGAAACUUGUGCCAAAUUAUGUCUUCAUAGCCAUGUGUUUGUUGCUCAGUUCAGUGAAACUCAAAGUUUUGUGAAAACUGAAUCUUUGCUGUUGGAGACUUUGGAUGUAAUUAUGAGUCCAGAUCUGAUUGGUCAGUUAAAGUCACAUGGUAGCUUUGAAGCAGAGGAUUCUGGGUUAGAAUGGGAACCAUCUGUAGAAUUGGAGAGAGGGGACCAAGCCAGCUUCUUCCAAAGAUUAUCGCUGUUUGAAUCGCUGAUUGUUGUGACUGGAGCUGGACACAGAUACCAAGGUGUCAAGCAGUACGUUCAGCUAAAAGCUUGGCAGAGAGUGAGAGAGAGAUUCACCAACACUGUGAGACUUCCACACACAAAACUGAAGGUCUUACUGGACUCUGUAAUGAAUGCAGCUAUGCCUCAAUUUGUGUCUCUUCUGGAAUACUCAUACAGCAGGAAUAUUGCUCUAGUGCAUGUGAGAGAUGAUGACAUCUAUGAUGAAGAUGAGGUACGACAGUUGCUACAGUCAGGCAGUGAAGAAGAUAAUGAGAUCCUUACAGAGAUUGGGUAUGAUGCUGAUAGUGAAGAAACAACCAUGGAUGAUACUGAUAAAGACAAGAGGAUUAGAUGUAGUGUACUGAAGUCCAGAAAUCCAUACAAGAUUUACUUUCCUACAACCUUUGGACUACUGUUUGAUUUACUAGUGUUGCUACGGCGACAGGAAUACAACCAAUCAGUGAUCAGUGCAGUACUAUACAAGCUUCUACAGAAUGUCAGAAUGGAUGUGAACCUGGCUAAGGCACUCUGUGAACAGGAUGUGUUGUCUGUAAUUCUGGGAGAUAAAGGAUUCUGGGAUAGUUUGCUGAAAACUGAAACAGAAGAGACAGUUUCAGAAAACCUAGUUGGAUUGUUGGAACAGCUUGGCCAGUACAGACUGGAGUCACAUGACCUACAGAAAAUUCUACAGCUGUUCCAACACUCUGAUAUACCCAUGGAAAAACUGCUCAGUGUGUUUCUGACAAUUCUUGAGAAGUCCCCAGUCCUUUCCCAUCACAGUGUUAAAUUCCCAGUUUUACAGUGUGAACAGUCACAGAAGGUUGUUGAAGAAGAGUUUUUAGAGAAUGGAUCAUUUGAACUGCCCCCUGUUGGAAUCAGCCCAUUGAUAAAGACAGUGUCUGACACAGUGACAAACUUGUUCAUGUCCAACUUCCAGAAAGCUGAAAAGACAGAUUCUGACACUAUUAAAGUUAGACAGGAAGUUUGGAGUACCUGUGCUCUGCAGACUUGUUUGAAAGAUGCUGUUUCCUGGCCUCCUUUACAAAUAGGUGUCACAGUCGCAAUGUGGGUGUGUCUACAGAAGGAACAAAGUCCAAGAUGUCUGCAGAGAGUGCCAAUUUAUGAUAUUGAAACAGGUGAAAUGAAGAGCUGCAAGCAUGAUGUGAACCAGUCUGAGGACAGUACUGUAGCAGGAUGUUUACAUAUGCUUUCCAUAGGAACCAAGGAGAAGCUGCUGGAGAUCUGGACUGAUACAUACACAGGCUCUUUGAUCUUUAGAUUGACAAGUGAAGUGAGUGAUAUUGGACUGGUUGUGAAGGAAAGUAGGUUAUCAGGAGUGAUGUCCCCUGACAGAUGGCAGCACCUGGUGAUCAGCUAUAAAGAAGGAUAUGAAGGCAGCACAGUAAUGGGCAAUGUAAAACUUGUGAUAGAUGGUUGGCUGAGUCAUAAUUUUGUCCUGGACCAUCCUCAUUCAUCAAUUAGGUCUCGACAUAGAUCAUCCCAGCUACAACCACACCUAUGUGUGGGUCAUACUGUAACCAAUCUACACACUUGUCAGCUAGGAAACUGGCAGCUUGGUCACAUGAUGUUGUUUAAAGGUUCACCAAUAUCAAAAGAACUGUGCUUUCAUCUGUACACACUUGGCCCUAACAACAGAUCUAUACUGAAAUGUGACUCUAGCACUGUAUCAACAGUAUACGCUCCUCACUUACACAAGAACACAGUGUUACACUCAAGGAUAGACUACGAUACACUAGUAGGCAUUAAGAGGGUAGACUUUACAGGUCCUAGGAAUAAUUUAUUACUGUCAUACCAGCCAAGUAAAUGUAAAGAGAUGUUGGAGUAUCCACCAGUUUCUAAACUGAUACCAAAUCAAAGUCCCAGUAACCUAGCAUAUGCCCCAGAUGCCCUCUUGACACAGCAACCAAAGGUCGUGACCCCAGUGUUCCAAGGUCAUCUCCAUAGCAACAGUAGCACAAGCUUAGAAAUGGCCAUAGAAGAGUCGGGAGGCAUUGCAGCGAUUUUGUUUCUUGUUGCUAAGGUGUAUGAACGCUGCCCAGAAAGUAUGCCUACCGAAGAGGCAGAGAAAAUCCAGUCAGAGGUUCUGAAGAUACUCAUGUCUGUGAUGCAUCACUCCUCACAGUUACAGGAGGAAUAUCUCAACAUUGGAGGCCAUGCUCUGUUAUGUAAGGUCCUAACCAGUAGUAGAAGUGUUCCAGGACAACUCACUCUCAAGGUGAUUAUGGAUGCGGCCACCACAGAAUCACUGUACAGAUUUUCUCCCGGCUCAUCAGACAUGAUGCUGAAGCAUAAAACAGAUGCUGUCAUCCGUGAUGUCACCAUUAUUGAGCAUCUAGUUCUUCAUUGGUUGAACUGGGAGAGGUGUGACCAAUCAGUAACAGAGAUGUUGUUUGCAGGACUUGCAUGUCUGGUACAAGAAGAACAUCCACAUCAGAACUUUAACAUUAAACAAUACCAGGCCAUCAAUAUUGUUAAUAAAAUCUUCAAAGUCUAUCAGGAGAGAAUUCAGGAAGGAUUUCCCUCAUUGUCAGUGUCAGUGGGAACCAGUGUUGUUUCUAUCUUACAGAACAUGGCUGGUUCCCCACCUGACUAUCUUCUUAUACUAGAGAUAUGUGACUUCCUGUUGAAUGUUCACCCAGCAGCCAAUACAUAUAUCAACCAUUCUAAAUCUCUGUUCUACUUUAACCUGUCCUGGGGCCAGCCGCCAUCUCCACUAACCAAAUGGAAAAUAGGACUUGGACAGGGCCUCGCUUCCAGUACACCUGUCAAAAUGACAUAUAAUAUUGCAGACAGAGUGAUUGGGAAGUUAAAGAAGAACCUGUCUGACAGUUUUAUCAAAGAGGAAUCAGAGUCGAGUUAUCCUGAAGUUGACAUUACCAAUAAACAGUCCCUUACUUUAUCAGAAAAACCUCAUAGAAAUAGAAGCAAUGACACUUUAGAAAAGACUGAUAAAGCAGCUGGCAAUGUCAAAUUUCAUCAUGAGAGAACACAGAUAGAGACGGACGAAGAAUCUGAUAAGAAAGAAGUACAGGAAACUAAAAGUGAUUCAGGUGAUAGUGAUAAUGAUAAAACAAAAGACACAAAAGAGAUGGAAGCAGUUGAAUCUGUUGGUAAUGAACUGGAACCAAUUCUUACAUCUUCAACAAAUCUGCAUGUAUCUACUGGAAUACCCAACAACUUUGAAAGUUUGUAUAAGACAGCUAUAUCUUGUGACGAUAGUGAACCUGUGAAAUUCUUAGUUGGUGAUGACAGUGUAAAAGAUACUGAUAAUACUGUCAGAGAUGUUGAUGCUGAAAGGACUGAUAUAUCUGAGGAUACCAGUCUAGGAUUAAAUGUAAAUAGGGUAAAGUAUGGUGAUUCAGGUAGAAUGGAGAUUGAGAAGGAGGUUGAACAGGAAUUUAAUGAUGAAGAGACUGAUGAUACUGAAGAAGCUUCUAUACCAAGAGAUAGUCUUUCUCUGAAUUUUGAUGAAGAUAAUGCAGAAUUGCUAAAACUAGAGAAAGGAUUGACUGCAGUUUGUGUUGGCUUGCUGAGACUGUUGUCUUCUGUGAUAGUCACCAUGCCGGACGGACUGGUGGAAAAAACAUUCCGCAAAUCAAUUAUCAAUACUCAAACUUUUAUUGUACUCGCACAAAAUAGUUCAGCAGAGGUCAGAGAGGCAGUCAUUAAGCUGAUUGCAGAGUAUCUCCAAAGAUGCAAUCAUCAAAAUGCAGAAGAAUUUUUCAAAAUGGACGGUUUCCAUUUGUUAUCUGCCCAGUUAUUUCAGUACCCCACCCACUCAGAUCAGAUGGAGGCUGCAGUUUCCAUAGUGAUGCAGCGGCCAUUUAAAAUAGAUGAAGGAUUACGUCCAGAUGAAGUCUUGGAAGACUUGACAAGAGUACAGCAGUCGGCUAUCCCAUUGAUGUUGUCGUUGCUAAGCAACACACUUGGUGACCUUGCCCUCUGCCAUAAUUCAAUCCAGUUCUGUUGCAAGCUGUUUGAGACAUCUGAUGUUGUUGCCACGGUGAUGACAGAACAAGGGGUCAUUGAGGUGCUUUCCAACAUGCUUGUCAAACUGAUUAAGACAGGAUCCAGGGACACCGAUGUUGAGGGUAUGGACGAGAGUGAGAUUCUUCUGGGUGACCUUCUAGAAUUCUACAAGGUUAUUGCUAUCAGAGAAUUCAGUGCAAGUGGCCCUCAACAUUACCAACAUUUUGAAGACAUUCUGGUGUUGCUACAGGAUUUGGAGUCUGCAGAAAUACAAACACAAGGCAUUGACAGUAAGAAUGUGCAGAUGUUACGGACCUUUCAGCAGCAUAUUUUUGUAGCCAUCAUGGAUUUGGUGGAGAGAACAAGUGAAGAAGUCAGUCAGCAAUCCUCCCUGAGUUUCUUCUCUAAACAGGCACCAUCUAGAAGUCAAUCUACUGCAUAUGCCAACAAUCCCGGUUCCUUCCCAUCAUUCCCUACACACAGAAACCUCUCCUUGCAACCACAACAAUUCUCUUUGAGUGGCACCUUUGGUAGGUUACCAUUCCGUAAAAAAUCACCUGGAGGAUAUUUUGUCCAAUCAGAUCAUCCAUACAAUGAGACACCAGCCAAUAGCGGAUCAGGAGACAGUGAUAGUUCCCAGGAUUCCUGGUUCACAGGAAGUAUACACAGCACACACACAGUGAACCUACCUGUAAACAAACAAUCAUACAGCAGGACAAAGUCAAUGGACAUCAGUCAUGGUAGAUUGAUGAGAAGUAACUCACUCCUACAGACGGUGCUGUCCAUUGGGAAAAGGAAAAAACUUGUGACAGUGCCUAUAUCACAGAAUGAACUGAUAGAAAGGUUGAAGAAAGUCAUCACAUUUGCUGUAGAUUCUGCCAUGUUUGCAGAUCGUAAACCUUGUGAAGGUCGCCGUGUUGUGUUACUAUUGGAGAUGUCGCCACAGUCAGUCAGUGUAGAGAGAGAUUACAUGAGAAAACUUUUCACAUUUACAUACAAGGCAUUUGAAGCAACACUGCCUCAGGAGAAAAGUUCUUACAGUAAGAGAAACAAAAAUGUGAUCAUGUGGGGAGCCAAAGAUGUUCUCAGAGUUCAGCUUGGCAGAUUGUUGGGUUUUAUGUUAUCAAGUAGACAGGAGUUUGAUCAGCGUGCCUUUGCUCUGUCAUAUAUAUCUGGAGAACAACGUGGCUUUGAGGUGCUUAAGAUGAUUGUGCCUACACCAGAAGUUGGCAAUGACCUUGGAUACUUUAUCAAUGACCUCAUGACACAAGGAAGAAGUUGGUUGUCAAGGCAACAGAAUGUAGAUGGCUCAAAAAUGAUAAAUCACCUACGUAGUGCAGGAUUUGAGGUGUUUUCUCCUAGUAGUCAGCAAACAUCGGCUGCACAGGAGCGCUUGCAAGAGAGAAAGAGAAUUAUUGAAUCUAGGUAUGAAAGUCACAAAACAUUGUGGAUAAAGAGGAAAGAGAUAUCAUUGAACAGGAUAUUUCAUCAGUUUGACAGCCAGUCUGCUCGUCUGAGUGAUAGUGCAAUGGAAGUCACUCAGACUGUGACCCACUCACAGACACUGGAAAGGAACAAGUUUGUUGAAUAUUUAAGACAAAAGAAAACAGAUAGUAUAGAAGUAAAGAAACAAUGGCAGGAAAUUGUACAGAAUCUUACACAUGAAAGAGCCCUGUGGUAUGAUGAGAAGUCUUAUCCCCAGUCCUGGCAGCUGAACCCCACAGAGGGUCCCUGUAGGGUGAGAAAGAGGCUCCAACGAGGACAUCUAGGAAUAUUGCCAAAAUUUCUCAAGAAAGAAUUCCAGCAUAAACUUUGUACUGAGACUGUAGACCCGCCUCUGAUUUACUUGUUUGAAGACGAUCAUCAGAUUUCAGACUCUGCAGCCCUCAUUUACCAGCUGCACAAGAACAAGAAAAUCAGACACACAAGUACAUGUAGAGCAGUGUCACCUGUGGGAGAGAGUAAAGGGGAAUUACUCAUCGGUGAAGACAGUGUGUUCUUUGUGGCAGAUGAGGCUAUCACAGAUGCUAAUUACACUCAGGUGUUGCUGGGCAACAGAGAUCAGUUGUCAAUGACAUGGCCAUUUGAAGAUGUGCUAGAGAUACACAGGAGAUGGUAUGAACUGAUGGACACAGCCAUUGAAAUAUUCCUCACUAAUGGAAAAACAUGUCUCUUAGCCUUCAAGUCUGCUAAGGAGAGGGAGGAGAUAUUCCGUCACUUGAUGAACUUGGAACUACCAAACCGACGUGACACUGGAAAUCUCCUUGACAUUGUUGAUCGUUGGCAGAACGGACAGAUUACAAACUUCGAAUAUCUUACAUAUCUUAAUAAGAAAGCUGGAAGAACGUUCAAUGAUUUGAUGCAAUACCCUGUGAUGCCUUUUAUACUUAGAGAUUACACAAGUGCUACGAUAGAUUUACGAGAUUUUUCUGUGUACAGAGAUCUGCUAAAACCAGUAUCUGUCCAGGAGCCAAAGAAUGAACAAAAAUUUAAAAUGAAUUAUGAGAUUUUGAAGUCAGAGUAUGACAAGUUUGGCAGAGAAGGUAUUACGGGUCUGCGAGUUGCACCCUAUCAUUAUGGUAGUCAUUACUCUAACAGCGGUGGGGUACUGCACUUCCUGGUCAGAGUGCCUCCAUUCACUAAAAUGUUCCUCGGAUUUCAAGAUCAGAGUUUUGACAUUCCUGACAGGACGUUCCACAACAUUCACACGUCUUGGAGACUCUCCAGCGCUGAGUCUAAUACAGACGUAAAGGAACUGAUUCCAGAAUUUUUCUUCAUGCAUGAAUUUUUAGUCAAUUCAGAAGGAUUUGAGUUUGGUACACGACAGAAUGGUGAGGAAGUUAACAAUGUUAUUUUACCACCGUGGUGUGGUGGUAACCCACGUAUGUUUGUUCUGAUCCACAGACAGGCCCUAGAGUCAGAGUAUGUGACAGAGUUUAUCUGUACAUGGAUAGAUCUCGUGUUUGGAUAUAAACAACGUGGAGAAGAUGCUGUAAAAGCCAUCAAUGUCUUCCAUCCAGCAACAUAUUUUGGUUUGGAUGUAAGUAGUGUGAAGAAUGCCCUGGACCGUAAAGCCAUUCAGACAAUGGUACGGACUUACGGACAGACACCCAGACAGUUAUUCAGGAUUGCUCAUCCUCGCCAGGACCUGGGACUUUUAGAAUCUAUUUCAAACAGGCAGACACAGUUUCCAGAGUACAAGCUUGUAUCUGGACUUAAAUGGGGCACAUACCUCGGUUCUCCUGACAAGCCGGACCCGGUAGUGGUAUGGGAGGAGGUUUAUAAAUCACAAGUAGCUUCCCUGAUUGCCCUGCCCGCAGGUUUGAGCGGCACAUCCUCUGUGUUUGGUAUUAGUGCCAGUAGCUGUCUCCUCGUUCAACACAGUCAGGAUAAACAGAAAGCUACAUUAACAGAUACAUCAUCUGGUGUAGUUUGGGCAGCCAUUUUGACAUGGGGUCAGCAGGAUGGACUGGUUCGCAUCAUUAAUGGAACAAAUAAACCUGCCCUCAACUUCAUCAAAUAUAACCAGUCUGAUGAGGUAACCUGCUGUGUGUCAGUACCUGAUUUGAGGCAUCUAUUUUUCGGAGGAACAUCAGGGGUGAUAACCAUAUACAACACUAAACAUAAUCCUGCUAAGGAGAGUGAGUUACAGGUGUUUGGUCAUAAGCGAUGCCUGUAUGGACAUAAAGGUGCUAUCAACAGCCUAGUUGUGUGUAAACCAUACAGUAUCAUGGUCAGUGCAAGUCAGGAUGCUACAUGUAUCAUCUGGGAUCUCAACAGGCUAUCAUAUGUACGUUCUAUCAAAGGUCAUAAGUCAGGAGUACAAGUUCUAGCAGUGAGUGACACUCUAGGAGACAUUGCCAGUGCCAGUCAAUAUGGUAUGGGAAGUAACCUGUAUUUACACACUGUGAAUGCUGAGUAUGUUGCUAUGGCAACAUGUGAAGAUACAAUCAACUGUUUGACGUACUCCACGGCAGCAGAGGGUGUGUCUAUCAAUGUUAUAGCUGGAGGUCUCAGCUCGGGUGUGGUCAGACUGUGGAGUAGCUGGGACCUUUCCCCAGUCAGAGAUCUUGUGCACAGGUCUGUCCCUCCAUCCCCAGUUAUAAGUUUAACAUUCACAAAGGAUUCUCAGAAACUGUAUGUGUCAAGCAGUGAUGGAAGAAUCAGAUUAUGGGACUAUAAUGGGCAGCCGAGAUUAAGAUCCAAUAGAUUUUUCAAACCUUACCUCUACUGACAACAGCGGACAGCAAAGAUUGAAAAUCUCCAUGAUCCUAAACCCUCACCAUAUUGCUCCUAAAACAGCAUUGCCCAGUUGUGGUUAAAAUCCCUCAGAAGCUUUAUACCAUACCUCAGUAACCUCAGUAACAACAGGGCAAGUGAGGUUAAAUUUGAGAGAUUUCUGUAACCUCAGUUGUAAGAACUUUUUUCAACAAUGGAUAGCUGAAGUAAAAAUCAAAAAGCUGAUCUAUUGACACUUAUACAACAGCAGCUGUUUAAAUGUAUAUUACUGAGAAGUGGUACAGUUUUUACUUUUUUACAAGCAUGCAGAGUGAGUGAAAAUGUUGAAAGCUGACUUCAGAGAGAAAUGUAUUCCAUAUUUACGAAAAAACAAGUAAAUUUUAUUUUUAUUUUUUAUGCUAAUUGAUGAAAAGCAAGCAAUGAAAUAAACAAAAACUAUAUCAUUCAAAAUACUGGUGAUAUGGAGCUUACAUCAUUGAAAAAACACAGAAUUUCAUUAAUUCACGUAAAUUAAUGAAUGUUGACAUUUUAUAAAGAAUCAAUAAACAAGUGUAUAUUUACUGAUGCGUUAUUAACUAAAUGGUAUUUAUGUUGACAGCACUUUUUUAAUCUGCUGAAUAUGAGAAACCCUAAAUGUUUUAUAUAGGCCUGCAUUUAUCAUGCUCCAAGAGAGAACUUUAAAUUGGUGCUUAGGAAUGCAAUUGGCAGAAUUGUAUAGCAACAACCUUUUACAUUUCUGUAAAGUUUAGGAAUUAGAUUUCCUGAAAUGAGAGAAUGAACAUUUUUUCAAUGUAUUACAGCAUUACAUCUGUUUAUAUAACAACACAGCUAUAUAGCUUAUUUUGCUAAUUUACAAGUGUAAAAACUGCAUGUAUGCAAACUAUAGUAAACCACUUGAUCGCUUAAAGUCACAAGAGGGGGAGUAAAAUGCUUCAGUUAUCCAGGGUUUGAGGUAGUCCUAAUGUUUACCUUUAGCCUGCUGGCAUCAAGUGAUUUUGCCUUUGCAACUAGUGCAAACCAAGAUCAGCGUGCACAUCCUUGCAGGCUGAUCAUGGUCUGCACUGUUCGCUAGUCAGUCAGUAAAUUUUCAGUGAACACCCCUUGGACCAGUCCAUUUUAGAAAUUUAGCAGGGUAAUGGUUAGAUAUAAGGGAAACAACCAGGGAUCACAUUGAAUGUUGUAGUCAACCUGGGACUACAUUGAGUUCUUGAGUCAGUACUAGGCAUUGAGCCGUUGGUGCUUUUGUGAGCCUUGUUUCAAUUUUUAACUUUAAGGUUCAUAUGUGAACUAAUUCCAGCAGCUCUGAAGCUCAAGUUUUAUGCAUAUGGUUAAACUUGUGUGAAAGACCACCAAUGGACAGAGACCACCUGUCUCAUAAAGACCACCUUAGAGAAUCAUUUCAUAAUCUAAACAUUUUCAGUUUACUUUAACCUGUGAAUAGAGACCAAUCUGGCUUUUCCAAGUAAGAUUUUUACAUAAAGUUUGAUUAUAUAUUGUUAACUACAAAGGCAUUUUUGGAUUUUCGAUUUACUGGUCAUAGUUUUGAUAAAGGCAUGGACAUAAAGGUAUAGCCAAAAAAAGAAAAUAAAUUGUCAAAAAAUGGAUUUAUGCGUAUUGUAAUUAGUAAGAUAACAUUCCGUGAAUUUAGAUCAUUCCUGUAUGUAGGAGACAUGUAGAUUUCUCUUCUAGAUUUAGUCUUCCUAAUCUUUACCUCUAUGUGUGUUAAGUUUAUGACAUUUUUGUGUGUGCUAACAUAUUACAGUGCAAUAAAUUGAAGUUAUUAUAAAAUCCGUCAAUGCACCAGAUGUGGUAUUGAGAAUGUAUAAAGUUUGUACAAUUUUUUUUUUUUUUUUUUUUUUUUUAUGCUCCCCAAAGGGGAAGCAUAUAGUUGCCGCUUUGUCCAUCCGUGUGUCCAUCCAUCCCACAAUGCUUGUCCGGAGUUUUCUUGGCAACCACUAACUGAAAUUUAGCCAAAAUUCAUUGGAAGCUUCACUCCUAAGAGUAGAUGUCCCGGUUGGACAAUUUUUUUGCUAAGUAAUUUCCCUUUGAUUAUUCAACACAGUAUACUAAUUGGUACCAUUUCUGUCCCGCAAUUCCUGUCUGGAGUAUUUCUCAGCAACAACUGACUGAAAUUUGUGAAACUUCAUAGGAAGCUUGACUAUUAAGAGGAGAUGUACAUAUAGUUUCUUCAUUUUCCAGUCAGAUAAUUUUCACUGAGCUAUUGCCCUUUCAUUAUCCAACAUAGUAUACUAUAGUUUAACUUUAUCUCAAGAGAUGUGCAUAUUUCCUUCAUGUUCUGGUUGGAUGAUUUUUUCUGAGUUACUGCCCUUUGAUUAUUCAAUAUUAGUAUACUAUAGCACACUUUCUUGUCAGCAACCCUUAGCUGGAAUUUGUAGUAAACUUCACCCCUAUGAGGAGAUGCACAAAUUUCUCAUGUUCCAGCUGGAUGAUUUUCACUGUGUUAUCGUCUUUGAUUAUUUAAUAUUUUUAAAGUAUAGUACCAUUUCUUGUGUGGGGUAUUCCUCAGUAGCCUUUGGCUGGAGUUCAUGGAAACUUCAUAGAAAGCUUCAUUCGCAAGUGGAAAUGCUCAUAUUAUCUUCAUGAUCUACUUGGGUGAUUUUUCAUUUAGUUAUUUCCCUUUGAUUAUUCAAUGAUUAUAAACUAUAGCGCCAUCUUUGCCCAGAGCUCGCUGAUAUUCACUGAAACUUCUUCAUAAAGAGCUUCGCUCCCUAGAGAUGAUGCACAUAUCUUGUGUACACUUUUUCUUAACAACUACUUGCAGGAUUUCUUAGAAACUAGUUUGCAAGCUUCACUAUUAAGACAAGGUGUGUGCCCAGUUGACAAAUUCCACUUUUUUGCUUUUUUAGCUUUUAAUAUGCAAUAAUUAUACUUUGGGGAGAAUCCAUCAGUUUUACUGAUAUUUUCUUGUGUUUUUUUUUAUCAUAUCGGUUUAAGGUGAAUGCAAUACUCUAUUUGUUCAGGUUUUUGGUUAAGGGCAGAAAAAAUGACUUACUAUUUAAUCACACUUAAAUCUCUAAUCAGCACCAGACCCCAGAUAUAUUUCUAUUAUAUGUAUGAGUCUAGUAUUCAGAAUGUUGGAUACAUUAUCUUGUCUAUAGAAUGACUGAUCUGUGAAUCUGUCAAUCAUAUGUAUGAAUUUGUUAUAUUGUUUGGAUGCAUUUCACUGCAGUGAUAUCUUAUUACAUGUACUAGUUAGGCCUAAAAUCUUAUUGCAUGUACUAGUUAGGCCUAAAAUAUUAUUACAUGUACUAGUUAGGCCUACAUGUAAGUGUUUAUCUGAUGUUCUAUAAAACUGUUAGAUUAGUAUGUAUUUAGUCUAUUUCAUCUAUCUCUAGCUCUAUGCAUUUUUGUACUUUAUGCACAAAUGUAAUUUUUGUGGAACUUUCAAAAAAUUAUUUCUUUUAUGUUCAGGUGCCAUUUAAGUUAAUGUGCAAUACAUUUCUGUACAGGGUACAUGUACUAUAGUUAUUAAAUAGAAUUAUCACUGUUUCGAAACACGAGACUAAAUGAAUUAAAAUUACCUGAACAGAAAUAUCCUUUGAUCUUUACAAUUGUAAGGGAAUAAUUUUCUUGAUGCGUCAGUGUUUCAAUAAGUAUUGAGUAAGGUCCUGUGCCUGUAUUUAUCAACAUUUUAAGCAUGACACUAAGACUUUAUCAAAUGCUAAUUUUUCUUUUUGCUCUGCCAUUGUCAAAUAUGCAUCACUUGCACAGAAACUGCCUGAAUUUUCAUUCUGCCCCUAUUAUCAUGUAAAUAUUGGUCUCUGAAAGAGCGGGGUGUAUUACGUAAACGCCCGUGAUGGGCGGGCAGUCGGCAUCCAAAAGCAUGUCCACUCUCUAAGUGGAACAGUUUUCAUUCGAUCUUCACCAAUAUUUGUGGGCAUAAUAUCUCGGCCAGCUUCGAUAACCACCCAAAUCGCCCCAGGCACUCUUGGAUUAUGGCCCUUGAAUUACUCGAAAAACUGCGAAUUUAGCCUUAUCCACUCUCUAAGUCAAACAGUUUUCAUCCGAUCUUCACCGAACUUGGUGACAAUGUUUUUGGGCAUAAUAUCUCAGCCAGGUUCAAUAACCACCCAAAUCACCCCAGGCACUCUUGGAUUAUGGGCCUUGAAUUACUCGAAAUCUGCGAAAUUAGCCUUGUCCAUUCAAACAGUUUUGAUCCGAUUGUCAAUUUCAUCCCACAUGGAACCUCACAAAUACCUUGAUUCCUUGUUACUCUUUUUUUAAGUUGACAAGGCAUACAACAUUAACAUUAUUACCUUGAUAAUGCGUAACUGAAUAUUUAGACGGGCAUAUUUUGUGACAGUCUGGCACUCUUGUUUUUCUGUUGCAAUUCCAUGUUCUUGUCUGAUUUUGUGAUAUGAAAAGAACUCAUUUUGAAGGUGGAUCAUAUGAUCCAGUUCAGAGGUGAAAUUGAUCCAGUUCAGAGGUGAAAUUCAUAUUAAGCAUUUAUAUCUAGAAAAUCUCUUUAAAUUUUAGUGUUGAUAAAUUUACAUUUUGAUACAUUUUAUUCUGUUAUCUUAAAUGGCAUGCACAGAAUUGCACGAAGACAGACAGAGGCACUUGCCACCCACUAGAGCAUUCCAUUGUACUGGGGCUUUAUGUUUCUGUAUAUAACUGUAAUCUUGUUAAGUUUUCAGUUCUAGUUAAAAUCUGUUUAUCGGGUAGUAUGGUUUAUUAAAAAUACAAAGUACUAUUCUGACAUUUAAAAAGUCAAAACCUGAUCUGGAUAUUUGCUUGUCAGCAUUAUAAAGCCCUUGUCAUUCAUCAGCAAUAUCCUGAUAUGCUUCUCUUAGAGAGGUUGUCUUGGCAACAUUAGAAUGCAUGUUUAAAUGUUCUAAACAUUUUCAAAGUUUUCAGUUUUUUGCUGGAAGAUUUUUAGUUUUAAUGUCUUCUUUACUUGAGCUGCAAAGUCUUUCGUAAUAAAAUCAAUGGUGUUAGGAAAAAGCCCUGUAAGUUAAAAAUGGAUAAAGCAGGUCAAAAUUCCACCACAUAUUUCAGGUUUUAUGAAACUCCUUUUAGUUUACCAAAUAAGUGAUUUAGUGCAAUAUUUUUGUGCCCCAAAAUCUUGUGGAAUAGGGGUGGCAUUUAGCAUUUCCGUUGUCCAUCCAUCUGUCCGUCUGUCUGAAUUUGUGUUGUGCAUAUCUCAAAAAGUAUUUGACCCGAUCAUCAAACCUGAUGUUUUAACUGGGAUCUAAUAUAGCCAGAACAAAUAUUUCACCUUGAGUCAUGAAACCAUGUACAGUGACAGGAAGUGGGGGCACUGUCCUAUGGACACACAUUUAGUCGAUAUUUGUUUUACUUUACUACUUCAAAGAAAACCAUUAGCAAAUAAGAGUACAUGUACUGAAAUAUACUUUAAAGUAAAAUACUCAGUCACUCAAUAAGUUUAAAUAGGGCAGUUUUAAAGUUGGUUUGACUUGCCAGUAGUACAGUGUGGUUAAACACUGUAAUGCAUAUUUAAAAGGUUGAACAAACAAUACAAAAUGAGAAAGACUUCAUUCCAUUAAUUAGUUAAGAAUUGAUUGUUAUAUAUAUAUAUAUAUUACGGUUAUGUUAUAUAUUUAACACUGUUAUAUAUCAUAAUGUUCAAAUUUUAUUGGAAAAAUAAAAUUCUUAUUAUUAUAAA
Mercenaria mercenaria is the source of this 17097-nucleotide messenger RNA. Its product is annotated as lysosomal-trafficking regulator-like. Bases 115 to 11445 code for a protein of 3776 amino acids. The record is from RefSeq and is a predicted model, not a curated record. Gene Ontology annotation, molecular function: protein kinase binding. The transcript is spliced from 53 exons. NCBI's taxonomy places the organism in Eukaryota, Metazoa, Mollusca, Bivalvia, Venerida, Veneridae. Gene Ontology annotation, cellular component: cytosol; membrane. Gene Ontology annotation, biological process: intracellular protein localization.